Messenger RNA from Hyla sarda, 1465 nucleotides. Its product is annotated as E3 ubiquitin/ISG15 ligase TRIM25-like. Gene Ontology annotation, molecular function: zinc ion binding. The coding region runs from base 33 to 1265 and encodes 410 amino acids. The record is from RefSeq and is a predicted model, not a curated record. The transcript is spliced from 3 exons. Lineage: Eukaryota; Metazoa; Chordata; Amphibia; Anura; Hylidae.
UGUAGUUUCGUUUCUCUCUUCCUCUGUCGGCCAUGGCGUCUUCUGCUCUGAGAGACGAGCUGGACUGUUCCAUCUGUCUGAUCACUUAUACAGAUCCUGUAAUGCUGAGAUGUGGACACAACUUCUGCCGGGUCUGUAUUGAUCGUGCGCUGGAUACACAGGCCAAGUCUGGACUUUAUUCCUGUCCUGAAUGUAGAGAAGAGUUUCAGGAGCGGCCGACACUGAUGAGGGACAUCGCUCUGAGGAACAUAAUGGAGAACUUCCUGGUUACUGAUCCAACACCGACAGAACCCGGGAUCUUCUGCACUUACUGUGUGGACUCUCCUGUCCCUGCUGUGAAGUCCUGUCUGCACUGUGAGGCUUCUCUGUGUGAUAAACAUCUGAGAGUUCACAGCAAAUCACCAGAACACGUCUUAUCUGACCCCACCACUUCUCUGGAGGACAGGAAAUGUUCUGUCCAUAAGAAGGUCCUGGAAUAUUACUGCACUGAGGACGCUGCUUGUAUCUGUGUGUCCUGCAGUUUGGCCGGAGAACAUCGGGGACACCAGGUGGAGAUGAUGGAUGAGGCCUCUGAGAAGAAGAAGAAGAAACUGAGAAAUGUUCUCCAGAAACUGAUCCCAAAGAGAGAGAAGACUGAGGAAAGAGUCCGGAGUCUGGAGGAACGCAGGAGAAAAGCUCAAGAGAAAUCAUCUGGAGAAGCGGAGAGAGUCACUGCCCUGUUUAUAGACAUGAGGAGACGGCUGGACGACCUGGAGAAGAAGGUCCUGAGUGAGAUCUCCAGGCAGGAGAAGGAAGAGUCACUGUCACUGUCUGCUCUGAUCCAUCAGCUGGAAAUAAAGAAGGACGAGCUGUCCAGGAAGAUGAGACACAUUGAGGAGCUGUGUAACAUGGCGGAUCCACUGACUGUCUUACAGGAACCAGACACAGGUGACUUGUGUGAUCCUGAGGAGGGGGGAGGGGAUGAGGACACAGGGGGACAUGAUAAGACACAUGAUGUAGAUGAUCUGGAUGUGACUGUGAUCUCAGACACAUUCCGCACAUUAUGUGACAUAAUAUCAGGUAUAAGGAUCUAUGGGGAGGGUCCUGCAGACAUAUUACUGGAUGUAAACACGGCUCAGAAUUAUCUCCUUAUAUCAGACGACCUGAAAACUGCAACAUGGACAGAAAUAACACAGAAUCGUCCAGAAACAGCAGAGAGAUUCCAGGAUUAUCAUCAGCUUUGGGAGCCGGAACUUCCUUUCCUUCUCCGUGAUUACUCCACCUGAGGACUUGGCCUCAGAGAUUUAUCCGAAGCUCCCGCUGGUUCAGGUGUAUUGUGCCACGAUUCCUGGCAUCUUGGAUACGACUGGUGAAAUGGACGGUGCCGAAGUGAAGAAGCGCGUCCUCCCGUCCUGGAUGACCGAUGAGAAUUCUGGGAGCAAGAAGCCGCGUCCGGCCGAAGUAAGGAGGAAGAAGAAGACACAAG